UUUGCAUCCGGUUCCGGCGUCCCCCCUCUGGGUGGAGCUCGCUGAAGAGGCACGUGUGCUCUCUCCCUGGAUGGAGCUGGUCGCUGGUUGCUACGAGCAGGUCCUUUUUGGAUUCACCAUACACCCGGAGCCCGAGGCGAGCGGCGACCACGAGAAAUGGUCUCCUGUGGCUGACUUCACUCACCAUGCCCACACUGCCUCCUUGUCAGCAGUAGCCGUAAAUAGUCGUUUUGUAGUCACUGGAAGCAAAGAUGAAACAAUUCACAUUUAUGACAUGAAAAAGAAGAUAGAGCAUGGGGCUCUAGUGCAUCACAAUGGCACUAUAACUUGCUUGAAGUUCUAUGGUAGCAGGCACUUGAUCAGUGGAGCAGAAGACGGACUCAUCUGUGUCUGGGAUGCAAAGAAAUGGGAAUGCCUCAAGUCAAUUAAAGCUCACAAAGGACAUGUGACCUUCCUUUCUAUUCACCCAUCUGGCAAGUUGGCCCUGUCUGUUGGUACAGAUAAGACCUUAAGAACAUGGAAUCUUGUGGAAGGAAGAUCAGCAUUCAUAAAAAAUGUAAAACAAAAUGCUCACAUAGUGGAAUGGUCUCCAAGGGGAGAGAAAUAUAUAGUUGUCAUACUGAAUAAAAUAGACAUCUAUCAGCUUGAUACUGCAUCCAUUAGUGGCACCAUCACAAAUGAAAAGAGAAUUUCUUCUGUUACAUUUCUUUCAGAUUCUGUCCUUGCAGUGGCUGGAGAUGAAGAAGCUGUAAGGUUUUUUGACUGUGAUUCACUUGUAUGCCUCUGUGAAUUUAAAGCUCAUGAAAACAGGGUAAAGGACAUUUUCAGUUUUGAAAUUCCAGAGCAUCAUGUUAUUGUUACAGCAUCGAGUGAUGGUUUCAUCAAAAUGUGGAAGCUAAAGCAGGAUAAGAAAGUUCCCCCAUCUCUACUCUGUGAAGUAAAUACUAACGCCAGGCUGACAUGUCUUGGAGUGUGGCUAGACAAAGUGGCAGACAUGAAAGCAAGCCUGCCUGCAGCUGCAGAGCCUUCUCCUGUAAGUGAAGAAGAACAGUCCAGAAUCAGCAAAAAGGAAUCCAGUGACACAGUGCAGGAAGAAGAAAAGCAGUCAAAACCUAACGCAAAGAAAUGUGGUUUAACUGUUAACAGUAAUAAACGAAUAAAAGGAAAUAGCCUGGUGUCAACCAAGAAGAGGAAAUUGGUAGAAAAGUUAGAAAAGAAGAGAAAAAAGAAGAAAAUAUAAAUGGUUAACAGUCAAUCCCAGAUAUCUCCUAAGAGAACUUUUUUUAAAUGGAAUCAUUCUUUUCAAAUGCACCUAAAUAUUUUUUUUUCUGAGUAAAAGCAAGGAAUUUCUUCCUUUGGAGAAAUACACAUCUUACAAAACCACUUUUAGGUGGUUUUUUUU
Lemur catta (Ring-tailed lemur) is the source of this 1402-nucleotide messenger RNA. RefSeq names its product PAK1 interacting protein 1 (gene PAK1IP1). The transcript has 10 exons. Lineage: Eukaryota; Metazoa; Chordata; Mammalia; Primates; Lemuridae. The record is from RefSeq and is a predicted model, not a curated record. Bases 71 to 1240 code for a protein of 389 amino acids. Gene Ontology annotation, molecular function: protein binding.